UUUGUUCGAAAAGCCAAACCCCGCCCGGCAGCGGAAGGCGGCGGGGCCCGGCCGGCGGCACCUCCGGGGCGGUGCCGGAAGCGGCGGCGGCGGUGGAGGGGCCGCCAUGGUGUGCGACAAGUGUGAGAAGAAGCUUGGAACGGUGAUCACUCCUGAUACAUGGAAAGAUGGCGCAAGAAACACUACAGAAAGCGGUGGUCGCAAAUUAAAUGAAAACAAGGCAUUGACCUCAAAGAAGGCAAGGUUUGAUCCUUAUGGAAAGAAUAAAUUUGCAAUAUGUCGGAUUUGUAAGAGUUCUGUCCACCAGCCAGGGUCCCACUAUUGUCAAGGAUGUGCCUAUAAAAAAGGCAUCUGCUCGAUGUGUGGCAAGAAGGUCUUGGAUACGAAGAACUACAAACAAACAUCUGUCUAAUUGUACUGACUAGUCUUUUUAUAAAUUUUAGCUUCUGUGUCUUUGUACAGUAACUUUUCUCUAAAAUAAUUUGUGAAUAUUACUUUCUGGAAGAUAGUACUUGGAAUGAGAGGUAAAGACAGCCUGCUUGCCUAAAAUGUACAUAAUAUUUGAUUAUUGUUGUUUUAGCACUAAUAUUAACUGGUAUUUAAAGGUAAUGGCUUUCAGCAACUCUUAGAGUUCAGAGGGAAGGAGAAGAUGCAAGUGGAUAAGUUGAAACUAGAUUAUCAUCAGAACACAGAUCUUUGAGAUGAAUACUUUUUUUUUUCCUUAUCACAAGUCUUCUGCUUGUUUCAUGGUAAUGGUUUGUAGAUUAAAUACGAACUUGCAUCACCUCA
Taeniopygia guttata (zebra finch) is the source of this 789-nucleotide messenger RNA. RefSeq names its product CXXC repeat containing interactor of PDZ3 domain (gene CRIPT). The record is from RefSeq and is a predicted model, not a curated record. NCBI's taxonomy places the organism in Eukaryota, Metazoa, Chordata, Aves, Passeriformes, Estrildidae. Gene Ontology annotation, cellular component: dendrite. Gene Ontology annotation, molecular function: microtubule binding; PDZ domain binding. Gene Ontology annotation, biological process: cytoplasmic microtubule organization.